Molecule: messenger RNA, 2069 nt
Organism: Hemiscyllium ocellatum (epaulette shark)
Lineage: Eukaryota; Metazoa; Chordata; Chondrichthyes; Orectolobiformes; Hemiscylliidae
Product: calpain-2 catalytic subunit-like
Exons: 15
Coding region: 95-1729 (544 amino acids)
Biological process (GO): proteolysis
Cellular component (GO): cytoplasm
Molecular function (GO): calcium-dependent cysteine-type endopeptidase activity; calcium ion binding
Source: RefSeq, a predicted model, not a curated record
CCGGGACCGCACCCAGUCACUGGGAGAGGGAGCCUCACACUCACACAGACCCGGGCCAGGACCGGGACAGGGAGCGGGACCGGGACGGAGCGGGAUGUCCGGGAUGGCCCUGACCAUUUGCCAAGCCCGGCAGAGACGGGCCGGGAUCGGCUCCAAUGCAGCGGCCAGAGCCUUCCUGAAGCAGGAAUACUGCUCCCUGCGGGAUCACUGCCUCCAGACUGGAUCCCUGUUCCAGGAUCACUCCUUCCCGGCCAACGCCAGCUGCCUGGGAUACAAGGAACUGGCCCCCCACUCCUAUAAAACCAGGGAUGUCACCUGGCUCAGACCCCGGGAGAUCUGCUCCAACCCACAAUUUCUCAUAGAAGGAGCCACUCGGACAGAUAUCUGCCAGGGAGCUCUGGGUGACUGUUGGCUCCUGGCUGCGAUUGCCUCUCUGACCCUGAAUGAAGAGGUCCUCAGCAGGGUGGUGCCUCCUGGACAAUCCUUCGGUCCGGGCUAUGCCGGAAUCUUCCAUUUCCAGUUCUGGCAGUUUGGGGAGUGGGUGGACGUGGUGGUGGAUGACCGAUUACCCACCAAGGACGGAAAGCUGAUGUUUGUCCACUCGGCCGAGAGGAAUGAGUUCUGGAGCGCCCUCCUGGAGAAGGCUUACGCCAAGUUGAAUGGGAGUUAUGAAGCUCUGUCUGGAGGCUCGACGACGGAGGGAUUUGAGGAUUUUACUGGAGGGGUGUCGGAGUGGUACGAGCUGAAGUCUGCUCCUCGCGACCUCUUCCACAUCAUUGAGAAAGCGCUACAACGCGGCUCCUUGAUGGGCUGCUCCAUCGACGUAAGCACGUUCCCCACCCCCACAUCCCCCCCCCCAUACACCCUCACACACACCCCCACAUCCCCCCCCCCAUUGGUCUCUCUCUCUCUGUGUCUCCCCCUUCUUGCUCAGUAUAAGGGGGUGUCCAAUAUCCAUCUGCCUAAGAGUUACUUCCUGACCCACGGCUCCCGCGUACGUUCCGAGACCUUUAUCAAUCUGCGUGAGGUCUCGACUCGAUUCCAACUGCCCCCUGGAGAAUACCUCGUUGUGCCUUCCACCUUUGAACCUCACAAAAAUGGAGAUUUCGCUGUGAGGGUCUUCUCCGAGAAUCGCUCGCAGACAGAGGCGAUGGAUACUGACCAGGUCCGCGCUGAUCUCGAUGAGGAGGGGCCAGUCAAUGAGAACGAUGUCCCAGAGAACUUCCGGGCCCUCUUCCAGAAACUGGCCGGACCGGGCGGAGAGAUCACGACCUUUGGUUUACAGAGAAUAUUAAACAAAGUCGUGUCGAGCCGUUCCGACAUCCAGACGGACGGAUUUGGUCUGGAGACUUGCCGGAAUAUGGUCAACCUCCUGGAUAUGGACGGCAACGGGAAGCUGGGAUUGGUGGAGUUUAAGAAACUGUGGGACAAGAUUCAGAAAUUCCUGAAAAUCUACAAAAAGAAUGAUCUGGACCAGUCUGGCACCAUGAGCUCCAGUGAGAUGCGAGUGGCUGUUGAGGAAGCUGGUUUCCACUUGAAUAACCAGCUGACCCAGAUCAUUGUGGCCCGCUAUUCCGACGUGGAUAAUCUCACCCUUGAUUUCGAUAACUUUGUUUCCUGUCUGAUCCGGCUGGAGGCUGUUUUCAAAAUGUUUAACUCUCUGCCCAAGGACGGAGAUGGUCUUGUUGAGCUGGGAAUGCUGCAGUGGAUAACGUUGGUCAUGGGCUGAUGUUGCUGGACCAGCAGUGGAUGUGGAAGAACAAUUCCCAGUGGGACAGUGCUCCAUGGAAUGUCUGUUCUGUCUGAGGCAUACGCCCUGCUGGCUCUCUGGUUGUGUCUUUGGGAUCUUGUCCUUCCUCCCUGCCUCAGCGGCUGCUUGCAUUUCUAGCAGUGGGUCAUAUCGCCAGUGCACUGUGCUCUGCUCCCGGCGGUGGGAUUACCUCUUACUCUGUUGCCUAAACCUCAGCAUGGCUUUCUCUGAGGACCGGGUGGGUGGACCAACCUGGUCACUUUGUUGUAUUUCUGACUGAAUAAAAAUGGGUUGCAAACUCUCGGAGCACUCUGAACAA